AAUUAAAUUACCUACAUUUAGAGAAGCAAAGCUAUAUAUAUAGACGCACAGUGUCUUCCAAGAAAUCAAGCAGAUCGAAGCAAAGACUCUUAAAGAGUAUAUUAUUUUUAUUAUAUCGUCAUCGUUAUCAUCAUCAUGAAGAGCUUAGUUGUUGCAGACAACAAAACAAACCUUUAUCCUUCACUUGUGCCAAAUCUUGCUCCUCUUCCUCUCAACUCCAGCAAUGGCGGCUUCCCCUCCUCCACCAACAUUUCUCCUCUCCCUAACUCCUUCAUCAACCUCGACCAGGGAGAUCCGGUGCUGUUUGAGGCGUACUGGAAGAGGAUGAGCGAGGAGUGUACGGUGGAGAUUAAGGGCUGCGAGCUUCUGAGCUAUCUGAGUGAUCUGGGGAGUGUGUGUUGGUUCAUGAAGCCGGAGCUCAGAGACGCCAUUAAAAAGCUUCAUGCUCUGGUUGGCAACGCAGAGACGAAUGAUAGGCACAUUGUGGUCGGCAAUGGCUCAACACAGCUGUUUCAGGCUGCUCUCUUCGCUCUCUCUUCUUCACUUUCUUCUUCGGAUGAUGAAAACCCUAUCAAUGUGGUCGCUGCUGCUCCUUAUUAUUCGGAGUAUCCAGACCAAACAAAUAUUUUGCGUUCAGGCUUACACAAAUGGCAUGGUGAUGCUGUGGAGUAUGACAAGAAUGAAGCAUACAUCGAGGUAGUGACGUCUCCGAAUAACCCAGAUGGUAGCAUUAGAGAACCAGUGGUGAACAACAAGAGUGGAGGUGAAGGCAAGCUGAUUCAUGACCUUGCUUAUUACUGGCCUCACUACACUCCCAUAACUCACAAGGCCAAGCACGACCUUAUGCUCUUCACUUUCUCCAAAUGUACUGGUCAUGCUGGUUCUCGUAUUGGGUGGGCUAUUGUGAAGGAUACAGAGAUUGCGAAGAAGAUGACCAAGUUUAUACAGAUGAGCUCCAUUGGAGUGUCGAAAGAAUCCCAAACUAGAGUUGUUAAGAUAAUUGAAGUUCUUUGUGAUAGUUAUAAGAAUUUCAAACUGGGGUCUAAAGAAUCUGAGCUGUUCUUUGAGCACAGUAGGAGCCUUAUGAAGGAAAGGUGGGAAAAGCUGAGGGAAGUCGUCAAACAAAAUGGUGAUUUCAGUUUGCCAAAGUUUCAAAGGGCCUAUUGUAACUUCACUAAUGAAUCAUCUGAGACAUAUCCUGCUUUCGCAUGGUUGAACUGCAAGAAGGAGGAUGAAAAUUGUGAGGGUUAUUUGGAAAAGAAAUUGAAAAUACUUGUUAGAAGUGGGAUCCGAUUUGGAUCUGAUCCAAGGUAUGCUAGAAUUAGCAUGCUGGUGAGAGGUGACGACUUUGACGAAUUCUUGAAGAGGCUAUCGAAUAUCUAAGAGAUGAUCCAUUAAAUAUGUAGUUAGAGGGUAGAUCUAAUAAGAGAGGGUUAUUUAAUAUAAUUAAUAUCUUUGUCUUGUAGUUUCAUGAAUGUCAAGUAAGUUUUUAAUCGAGGGUUAUUUGGUAUAAAAUGUCAAGUAGGUUUUAGAAUAAAAACCCACCCUUCUUUUUCUUAGGUGU
Prosopis cineraria is the source of this 1564-nucleotide messenger RNA. RefSeq names its product L-tryptophan--pyruvate aminotransferase 1-like. NCBI's taxonomy places the organism in Eukaryota, Viridiplantae, Streptophyta, Magnoliopsida, Fabales, Fabaceae. The transcript has 5 exons. Gene Ontology annotation, molecular function: carbon-sulfur lyase activity; transaminase activity. The coding region runs from base 136 to 1383 and encodes 415 amino acids. The record is from RefSeq and is a predicted model, not a curated record. Gene Ontology annotation, biological process: amino acid metabolic process.